UCCCUCUACAUACCCUCACACUCUGGCUCCGCACACUCCCAAGAUUUUUAUCCCCAAUUGUCUGCUUUCAUCUCUGCUUUUAAUAAUCUCAACCUAAAAUGGAAAAUCACAUCUCCUCAUCUGAAAUCACAUGAGCCCUUUGUAUUUUCAAAUUCUUCCAAAAGGGAGCUGAAAUUGAGAGAAGCAAUUUUUUUGGGGUCUUCUUCCCCAAUUUUCCUAUUUUUUGGGUAUUAGGGUUUCAAUUCGAGAGGUAGCAUGAUGUUCAGAACCUACGGUCGCCGGGGUCGUGGCUUGGGCCGGAGUUGCUCGUCCAGUGGCUUUUCCGAUGGUGUUUCGGGCUCGUCUUCCCAAGAAUUCUCGCAGGAUGUUUACGAUUUCUCGUUUCCGCCCGAUCCGUACGAUUUCGACCCGUCUCAGGAUUCGGGGCGAUCGGCGGCGCUUCUGCCCCCGAGGAAGGACGGGGAUGAUUUUCGUAACUCGAAGAAAUUGAAGGUGAUUGGAGCCGGUUCAAGGGCCUCCGGUGAAAAUUCUUUGCAAGAAUCGAAGAAAUUCGGGAUUUUGAGGAUUUCUGGUAAAAGGGGUUCGCAGAGAUCGAGGGUGAUCAAGAAGGUCAAUACCGAUCCUUUUGAUUAUGAUUUAUCUCAAGAGGUGGACGAUUUGGGUGUGCCACCUCGGAGGAAGGGCGGGGAGGAUAGUGUGUUUGAAUUUUCCGAGGAUGGGGACUUGUGGGGAUCAAGGAAGUCCAAGAAUGUUGAUAAUGGUUCUUGUGGCUUCAACUCUUCACAGGAGUUGAGUGACUUGGGUGUUUCUCAGUCAAGAAAUCCCGAAAGUCAAGGUGAUGGCUGGGAUCUUGGUGGGGAUUUUGGGAAAUCUAGGAAAAGGGACGGGGUGGAGGUUAAUCCAGAUCCAUAUGAUUAUAAUUCAUCGCAGGAGUUGGAGGAACAUGUGGUUCCACCUCAAAGCAAGGUCAGGGAUGAUAAGGUUUUUGAUUUCUCAGAGGAUGGUGAUUUAUGGGAAUCGAAGAAGUCUAAGAACCUCGAUCUUGAUUCGUUUACGUUAGAUUCUUCUCAAGAAUUGGGUAAUUUGGGUACUUCUAAGUUGAGAAAGCAUGAAAGCAAUGGUGAUCAUUUGGGUUUUGGGGGGGUGUCUGGAAAAUCUAAGAAGAAAAAUAUGGACAAAAAUGGUAAAUUGCAGAGGAAAAAGAAUAAGAAAAAGAUGAAGUCAAAGGAGUCGGAGCCAAGGUAUGUUGAGCUUACUGCUACACUUAUGGAGACUCAAGAGUCUGGUGAGAUGAUGGAGCAUGAAGAUGAGGUGAAUUUUGCAUUGGAUGGGCUGAAGAAGGGGCAACCAGUGGCAGUUCAUAGGGCGAGCCUUCUGUCAUUGCUAACAAUUUGUGGAACAGCGCAGCAGAGGCGGCUUUUGAAAGUUCAUGGGAUGGCGGAGAUUAUCCUUGAUGCUGUUUUGGGACUCAAUUUUGAUGACAUGCCAAGUAACGUUGCUGCUGCUGCUUUAGUUUAUGUUCUGACGGUUGACGGUCAAAAUGAUUAUCUUCUGGAUUCACCAAGCUGCAUCCAUUUUCUAAUAAAAAUGUUGAAACCACUUUCACCAAGUGUUGUCAAGGAAAAAGCUCUACCUGUUGGUAGCAAGCUUGUAAGCCUGUGCCGGAGUGUCGGUUUGUUACAGGAACCAGCCAAGGGAACAGAUUCUAGCUCUACUGCAAUCAUGCUCCAGGUUCGGGAGAUCCUUGUCGAUUGCAAGGAAAUGAAGUCAAGAGAUGACAGUCAUGGUGGGGUAGAAGAACCAGAAUUGAAUCCUAAAUGGAUUAGUUUACUCACAAUGGAGAAAGCGUGCUCAUGUCGUAUCUCUAUUGAAGACACCACUGGCAUACGGAAAACUGGGGGCAAGUUCAAGGAGAAACUGAGAGUUUUCGGGGGACUUGAUUCAGUCUUUGAAGUGGCAAGGAAAUGUCAUUCCGUGCUUGAGGAAUGGUCGGAGAAGAGUCCUACUUUUGCACUGGAUUCAAGAGAGAUCUCGGGGCUAGAAAGCCUAGUACUGCUUUUAAAAUGUCUAAAAAUCAUGGAAAAUGCUCUUUUCCUUAGCAAUGAUAAUCAGCGCCAUUUGCUUGAGAUGAAAGGAAGUUUCGAUGGACAACGGGCUCCCCGUUCUUUCACAAAGCUUGUUCUGAGUGUCAUUAAAAUUCUCUCAGGUGUUUUGUUACUGAGGAACUCUUCACCAUCCGAUUCCCAGGAUGAGGACAACCAUUUUGAAGGCCUUUCUGGCUUAGGUUUAACUUCUCAAGAAAGUUUUACUCAGCUCGACGGGAUCAGAUCGAGCGCGGGACCCACUCAAUCUUCCGCGGAAGCCCUGUUGCUUAAGCUGAGAGCCGAAUCAUCCCAAGCAGGAAUGUGCAGCGGGACAUCAAGGGAAUCGGAUAAGAUGGUCCGCACGAGUGGCAAUUCAGGAAUGGACGGUCAGGAUCCUUUUAUGUUUGAUGAGGAUGACUGUGAGCCCUCAAAGUGGGAUGUAAUGUCUGGAAGCUCGAAUAAGCCGUUGUCCCAAGAUAGCAGGCAUAUUGGGAAUCGAUUUGGAUUAGAAAAUCACCCUGUUCUUGUGGCUAGCCAGCAAGAAUCGAAUGAUGUAGUAGGAUAUCGUCAUUCGGAGGAGGCUUCUUGUUCUUCGGCUGCUGACGAAGAUAAGUCUAAUCUUCUGGCGGAUUGUCUACUCACGGCUGUCAAGGUUCUUAUGAACUUGACGAACGACAACCCUGAUGGCUGUCGGCAAAUUGCCACCUGUGGGGGAUUGGAAAUAUUGUCUUCUCUGAUUGCGGGUCAUUUUUCGUCAUUUAGAACUUGUUUGCCGCAUUCUGAUGAUGCUAGGGACAGUAGCUCGUCAUCUAAAUCGAGUCCUAAGAGCAGUACACCUCUCACUGAUCGAGAGCUGGAUUUCCUCGUUGCUCUUUUGGGUUUGCUCGUGAAUUUGGUGGAGAAAGAUAGUCGGAACAGAUCUCGGCUUGCAGCAGCUACUGUUUCGUUACCAAACCCGGAAGGUUCGGCCUCGAAAGAUCAAAGUGAUAUUAUUUCUCUACUGUGCUCAAUAUUUUUGGCUAAUCAAAGCAACACUGAUGCCACUGGAGAGGAGACAUAUUUGUCUUGGGAGGAUGAAGAGUCUAUAUUACAGGGGGAGAAAGAAGCCGAGAAAAUGAUCGUGGAAGCUUAUGCAGCUCUCCUUCUCGCUUUCCUUUCAACAGAAAGCCAAAACGUACGCAAUGCAAUUUCAGAUUGUCUUCCCAAUCACAACUUGAGAGCACUCGUCCCAGUACUGGAGAGAUUUCUGGAAUUUCAUAUGACACUGAACAUGAUAUCACCAGAGACUCACAGUGUUGUUCUUGAAGUCAUAGAAUCAUGUAGAAUACCAUAAGGGAGAGAGGGCUUUGCAUGAUUUUUAUAUUUCUCUCUCAUAUAUUACAAACAUCUUAUGUUGUUUUUAAUGAAAAAUAUAUAAAUAAAAGUUUUAAUUUUUGUGACCACAGGAGAGCGUGAUGUUUUGUUGUUUUUGGUUUGUAUAAUUUUUUCCCAUGAAUUAAUUUCUAUUGAUUUAGUGUGUAGCUGUUUUAGUUGGUCAAAGGAAUAUGGGUUGUGAAAUUGUGAACUGGUUCCGAGUUGUGAGAUUGCUUGAGAAAAACAACUUAUAUUUUUAGAAAUAAAUGGUAUGUGAAAUUUUAUACAUGUACAAGAUGCC
Molecule: messenger RNA, 3738 nt
Organism: Striga asiatica
Lineage: Eukaryota; Viridiplantae; Streptophyta; Magnoliopsida; Lamiales; Orobanchaceae
Source: the annotation of a GenBank genome assembly